AUGGAUAGUAAAGACAGAGCAGACACUUCCAAGGGAAGUGAAAACUCCCAAGCUCCAACCACCAACACAAAACCCCACAGCUCCAAAUUCCGCUUCAAAAGCACCACAUCAAACCAUUCCUCCCGAAAGCGACACCAUAGUCCCAAACCAAAAGAACGCACUUACAAACGCCGCCCACCCCACCGAUCCCGAUCCUCAAACCACAUCCAAGAAAAUCCCUCUCCCCGCUCCAGAUCCCUGUCCCCGAACUCAGCAUUCCGCGAAUCCCUCUUUGACGCAAUGGGCGACGACGAAGGCGCCGCAUACUGGGAAGGCGUCUACGGACAACCAAUCCACAACUACGCCGUUCCACAGACAGAGGGGCCGGAUGGUGAACUGGAAGCCAUGGACGAGGAACAAUACGCCGCGUAUGUACGUGCGCAGAUGUGGGAACGUACACAUGCCGGUAUGAUUGAGGCGCAGGCGCAGUGGCGCGAGGAACGACGACGGAGGAAAUUGCGUGAGCAGCGUGGACGUGCGGAGGAUGCGGAGAAGAUGUCGUUCGAGAAGGCGAUGGAGGAUAGUUUGAGACGUGGAGCGGAGCGGAAGAGGAGGAAGAGGUGGGGGGAGGUUUGGGAGACUUAUCUUGCGAGGUGGGAGGAGAUUGCGAAGGCUGUGAAGGAGGUUACGGAGAAGGAGAAGGAGAAAGAACAGAAGGGUGGAGAUGGUUCCGUCCCUGUUCCUGCGUCAAAGUCUUUGCGCAAUUUACUUUUUUGGCCUGUUGAGUCUGGGAAGAGGAUUGAUGUUGCUACGGAGUCUGUGGAGGAGUUUAUGCGUCAUGCGCCUUCGUCUGAGGAUUUGAUGGUCAUCUUGAAGGCUGAGCGGGUACGCUGGCAUCCAGAUAAGAUUCAGCAUCGAUACAGUGGGCUUGGGAUUGAUGAUGUUGUUUUGCGGAGUGUGACGGAGGUCUUUCAGAUUAUUGAUCGAAUGUGGAAUGAGCGACAACCCAAGACUUGA
Messenger RNA from Penicillium odoratum, 996 nucleotides. RefSeq lists its product as uncharacterized. Gene Ontology annotation, biological process: canonical NF-kappaB signal transduction. The transcript has a single exon. The record is from RefSeq and is a predicted model, not a curated record. NCBI's taxonomy places the organism in Eukaryota, Fungi, Ascomycota, Eurotiomycetes, Eurotiales, Aspergillaceae. The coding region runs from base 1 to 996 and encodes 331 amino acids.